This is a messenger RNA of Cylicocyclus nassatus, 1060 nucleotides long. The record is from the annotation of a GenBank genome assembly. NCBI's taxonomy places the organism in Eukaryota, Metazoa, Nematoda, Chromadorea, Rhabditida, Strongylidae.
AGUGGGAUUCUUUAGCUCAGUCUAAUGGUAUUUUACCUUAUCGGAUUAGGUCUAGGUGAUGUUGAAGACAUCACAGUCAAAGGUUUGAAUAUUGUAAGGAAAUGCAAGCGGGUCCAUUUGGAAGCAUACACGAGCAUCCUCUGCUACGGUUUGGAUAAAUCGAAGCUGGAAGAGUUCUAUGGCCGUGAAGUAAUCGAGGCUGAUCGUACGGUAGUCGAGCAGAAUUCUGAUGAGAUAUUAGAUGGAGCGGAUGUAGACGAUGUGGCGAUGUUGGUCGUUGGUGAUCCUUUUGGCGCCACCACGCAUACGGAUUUGGUCCUUCGAGCUAAAGAAAGAAAUAUUCCAGUAAAAGUAGUGCACAAUGCUUCCAUAAUGAAUGCGGUGGGAUGUUGCGGACUCCAGUUAUACAACUUCGGUGAGACGGUGUCGAUCGUAAUGUGGUUGGAAGGAUGGGAGCCAGAUAGCUAUUACGAUAAAAUUGCUUCAAAUAUGGAGAAGGGCUUUCACACCCUGUGCUUGUUAGAUAUCAAAACUAAGGAACAGUCCAUCGAAAACAUGAUGAGGGGUAGAAAAAUUUACGAGCCACCUCGGUAUCUCACUUGCGCCGAAGCUGCUUCACAGUUGCUAAAGAUCGCUGAACGGAAGAAGGCAGCAAAAAUUGAACCAGUUUAUAACGGGUCUUCACCGUGCGUGGGAUUAGCUCGAGUUGGCUGGGAUGAUCAGAAGAUAGUCUUCUGCACUUUGAAGGAAAUGUCAGCCUGUGAUCUUGGGCCCCCUCUUCAUUCACUGAUACUGCCAGGUCACAUGCAUCCGUUGGAACUUGAUAUGCUCAAUACUUUCAAGCUUGAAAGCUAAAUUUGCAAAAUCUUCUCCGUUCUGUAUUUUAAAAUUAUCCAAACUGAGCUCUACUAAACAUUGUAUUACAUAUUCGUUCCAAGUUAUAUAACGGAAGAAACAAGAUCAUCUUCAUUAUUUUCUUAUUCUGUACUUCAUGUUGCUUAUGUUGUUAUGUUGUUAUUGUUACUCAUUGCAUGUAAAACUUUCAUUCAAAUACCUGAAC